Caenorhabditis briggsae is the source of this 495-nucleotide messenger RNA. The transcript has 5 exons. The record is from RefSeq and is a predicted model, not a curated record. NCBI's taxonomy places the organism in Eukaryota, Metazoa, Nematoda, Chromadorea, Rhabditida, Rhabditidae. Bases 1 to 495 code for a protein of 164 amino acids.
AUGGAAAAAUGGGAUGAAAUCGAGGAAAACCCCGGUAGAGUGAUCAACUCAUCAGAAAAUCCCGACGCGAAUUCGAAAAGGUGCGGUGGAGCGCGAUUGCUGGCAGUGAGCAAAGGGCCGAAGUUUCUUAGUCCGCCGAAAAUGCAAAUUGGCGAAUAUGAACCCACACCCAUCGAUGUCACCUUGUUUGUGAUAAUGUUGGUGGCUCUCAAGCGAAUCGUCAAGUGGAUUUUAGCUCCGAAAAUUGCAAAACCAACUAAAUAUCAGGUUCCUGCUCUUGAGACAAAGGACAGAACGAUGGAGGAAGUCCGUCGAUUGCGCGAUGAAGAGAAUAGAUGUCUGGUUGUAGUCCAUGACAAAAUCUACGACUUCUCAACAUCCCAAGAUUUGUACGACAAGAAUCGUGACGUCUUCGAGGGCAAGGCCUGUGGCGACGAGUGGGUGGCGAUCUGUGCCCGCAAGUUUCCUCACGUCGGAAACGUUUUGAAGCAUUGA